AUGCGGAAUGCCGCAGGUGAUGUAGAUCGCAACAGCAGCGGCGGACUGCAGGUCAUCGCGGGGUCGUACGAGCGCUUUCUCUUCGGCUUCCGCCUCCACCUCCCCACCUACCCGUACGCCGCGCCCCGCCUUUCGCCCCAACCGCGGCUGUCCCUUGCGCCCUCCCUCACGCGCGCUUGCGCUCUCGUUUCUCGUCCCCCCGUCAGGCUGGGCGCAUCGCAACCAGCAGCGCGCGGCGGGGAGGGAGGGGAGAGGGGAGAAGGUAUGGGGGAGGAGAGGAAGCAGGAGGGGCAAGGCGAGGGGGCCGGGGAGGCGGCGUUGCGGCAGCAGUUCUGCUACGGGGGGCACACGGGGCCCAUCAAGUGCGUGGCGGCGGCGGGGGGGGUGGCGGUGAGCGGGGGGGCGGACGACAGCGUGCGCGUGUAUGACCUGCGCGCGCGCACCGACAUGGGCGCGCUGCUGCACCACUCCGCCGCUGUUUCGUGCCUCGCUGUGAGUGCCGCCGUCUCGUGCCUCGCUGUGAUUGUUAGCCGCAGCGCCCCUCCACUCGUGGCUGCCCUCUCGUUGCCUCCAAGCCUCCCCACUGUGUGCCGUCAUGCGUCCGUGCCGCCACGCCACCCGUCCCACCGCCUGCAGUUGCACGGCAGUGGGAGUCGCCCCACUCACCUGCUCGCAGGCAGUGAAGACCGCACCAUCAGCCUAUGGGAGGUCGCCACGUGGCGGCAUCUAUCAAGCCUCAAAGGUCACAAGGCGCCUGUGAAUGACAUCGCAGUGCAUCCAUCGGGGCGGGUGGCGCUGUCAGUGGCGAGGGACGCGGAGCUGCGCCUGUGGAACCUGCUGCAGGCGCGCUGCUCCUUCCGCACGCGCCUGCCCGCCCAGCCCCUCGCCCUCACCUACUCGCCCGGGGACGCUGCCUGCUACGCGCUGGCCCUCAGGGGCGGUGCCGUGGCCGUGCACUGCUCUGCUGAUGCCUCGCUCACCGCCACGCUGCCUCACCCCGCCUCCUGCCUCGCCCUCUCCUUCCUCUCCCCACACGCAGUGGUGACGGGCGGCGAGGAGAGGGCAGUGAAGGUGUGGGAUGUGCGCCAGCCACCGCUGCACCCCGCUGUGUGCGUGGCGGGCGCUCACAGCGCUCGCAUCCGCGGCGUGCUGGGGGCGCUGGCAGCUCGACAAGGGGGCGCAGGGGGGGUUGGGGGUGAGGGGAACGAGCUGGCUGCCGCAGCCAAGGCAGGUCUGACCGCUUGGCGCAGUGAGGGGGGAGGGGGUGGGGUUGGGGAGGACGGGGAGGGCGAGGAGGAAGGGGCAGACAGUGGGGAAGGUGAGGAAGGAGGUGGUAAGCAUGGCAAGGAUCAAGGGGGUGUGGGGAGGAAAAGGAUGAAGAGGGAGAACAAAGGCGGCAGUGGUGAUGCAGCAGCAGCAGCGCGAUGGAAUGAGUAUGUGAUUGUAUCAGCAGCAUCGGAUGGGUGCAUCCGCCUGUGGGACCUGCGCUCCCUCUCCUCGUCCACACACACACCUGCCACUGCACCCACCGCACCCACCGCACUCCCCCCUGGAUGCCUCUCCCAGGUGCUCACCAACGCGCGCCUCACAUGCCUUGCCCUCUCCGACCUCUCACCCCACUCCACAGCACCACUGCGUGCUGGCAAGAGGGCGGGUGGUGUGGAGGGUGGUGCAGAGGCGAGAAAGAGGAGCAAGCGUGGGAAGGCGUGA
This is a messenger RNA of Closterium sp. NIES-65, 1710 nucleotides long. NCBI's taxonomy places the organism in Eukaryota, Viridiplantae, Streptophyta, Zygnematophyceae, Desmidiales, Closteriaceae. The record is from the annotation of a GenBank genome assembly.